Caenorhabditis sp. 36 PRJEB53466 is the source of this 4935-nucleotide messenger RNA. Lineage: Eukaryota; Metazoa; Nematoda; Chromadorea; Rhabditida; Rhabditidae. The record is from the annotation of a GenBank genome assembly.
AUGAGUAGUAUCGCCGAUGUUCUCGUCGACCACGGACACGAUGUUGUUGUUUUUCAGCCGCAAAUUAUUGAAUCGCUCAGAGAAAAGAAGGUGAUAAGAAAUGCAAAAGUGAAGGUUGGUAGUGCUUGGGUAUCUUUAUCUUGUGUCCAGCGUCAUCUCAGAUUGUCAACUAUGAGGCUGACGAAAAUGGAAAAGAGUUCUACCGUACUCGUCCUAAAAGUACGGUCACAAAGUACUGGACCACAAACCAGGCGGCCACUCCAUCCGCAGCUGAUCAGUUCGCAGUGACUAUGAGCAAAGAUUUGGAGCACAUGUGCUUACGUAGGCUAUAAUCAUUAUUGUGGGGAUAAGUAGUGAGUGUAAUUUUCAGAAAUGUUCCGCGACAAAUCUCUCCACGAGCAACUAAAAUCGGAAAAUUUCGACGUCAUCAUUGCAGAGCCAUUUGACCCAUGUGGACUUUGUAACUCUUAUAAUACUUCCAAUGCUGGAUGCACUCCAAUGUCUUUCAGAUCUCGGCGACUUUCUUCAAAUUCCGUCGACCAUCGUGGCGAUGGCUUCGUCCAGAAUUGACCCAGUUCAAUGGGCAGUCGGACAACCGUCCGGCCUUAAUUUCAUUCCGGGCCCUGGAAGCAGAUACGGCCCCAAGUCGACUAUCUGGGACCGUGUGAACAACAUUUGGAUGUUCAUGAUGAGGACUCGAAUGUUCCGAACUGUUUACUGGAACCUUCUCGACACUCUUCGUGCUGAUACCGGACUGCAAAUCAAACAUAUUGACGUUGGUUUUGAUGCUGGAGUAGUUUUCAAUGGUAUCGACACUUUUUAGGCAAUCGUGGCGGACAGUGCAUACUUGUUUUUCAACUCGAAUCCAUAUCUCGAUUUCCCAUUUCCCUCUCUUACCAAAUGCGUUCCAAUAGGAGGAUUCUCAAUGAAUUUGACCAGAUGGAAGAGUGAGAAACUGCCAGAGUACUUGGAGAAAGUACUGGAAACACGACAGAAAACUGUGUACAUUUCGUUUGGUUCGGUAAUCCGAUCAGCCGAUAUGCCUGAAGAUUACAAGUGAGUUAGGACCGUUUCACGUCUUUAUUCAAAUGUUUGAAGGAAUGGAUUGAUUGAGACGUUCAAAUCGCUGCCUGAAGUUUCGUUCGUUUGGAAAUACGAAGAAGAUGACGAGGAAUUCAAGAAGCGACUUCCCGAAAACGUUUACUUGGGAAAGUGGCUUCCACAGCCGGCGCUACUCGGUUAGUUGUUGACCAAAGUUAAUGUUGAGCACUUUUGAAGAACACCCUGUAAUUUCAGCUGACAAUCGAGUGAACCUGUUCGUCACUCAUGGUGGAUUGGGAAGUAUCAUGGAAGUUGCCUAUUCCGGAAAGCCAUCUAUUGUAGUCCCACUGUUUUUCGAUCAACCAAUGAACGGAGAAAUGUUGGCAAGGCAUGGAGGCGCGGAAGUCUAUUCGAAGUUCGACCUUCUUGACUCUGUGAAGAUUACGGAAGUGCUGAAAAGAAUAUUGUACAGCUCUGAAUACCAAGUGAAUGCUGAGAGACUAUCAGAACUGCUACGAAAGCAACCGAUCGACCCGAUUGAACGUCUUGUAAAGCACGCGGAGUUCGCGUCCGAGUUCAAGAAGCUCCCGGAGCUGGAUCCGUACUCCCGUCACCUUUCUUUCGCCCAGUACUUCUUCCUAGACAUCCUGGCAGUUUUCCUGAUUCUCGUGCUCAUUUUUGUUGUUUGUUCUAGGCUUCUUUUCUCUGGUUUCUCACGUUUGCCACACAGUUCUAAGCCGAAAAAUGAGUAGAAAAUGAAAAUACACUCUCAAAAAUAAGCUGCAUUUGUGUACCUAUUUUUCAAAGAACAGUUGGUGCAAGAGUUCAAAGUAUGUCGCGUGGGAGAGAAAGUCUCAAGAGUCCACGAGGUUCUUCAGAAAAGUGAUAUCAUUUGUGUAAAAGUAAAGUGAACAGAUGUUGAUAUACAGUUUCUUUGACAAACAAACAAACAAAUGGACUGCAGUGUUUUCCAACUAUUUAUGUGCUCGGCGACUGUCUCGGCUCACCGCCGCAAAACAACGUUGAAUUUGUACCAGUUAGUAAAGAGGAAGUUUAUUUGAGAUUCAAUAAGGUUAACAAAGAUUAUAUCGUUAAUGCUGAGUUGGUGUUCUGAUGAAUUUCAAUCACAUUGGAUGUGCCGGUGAACUGUUCCUCAACUGAUCUCCUCUAUUGUUAUCAUCUUGAGUGAGUCACAUCGCAAUCAAGAGUCCGUGGCCAGUCCACUCUCCGGAACUCCCCCAUCCGAGACCCCUGGCCGAUCGUCCCCUGUACUUGUACAUUUACAUAACUCCCACUCACCUGACCCGCUUAAGAGCAAGUGCGACUUUUUCCAGAAACAACAUUUACCGAAAACCCGUCGACUUGAAUCCGCCACUAGGUGGUUAUUGUUUGGUUAUUCGAAGACACAUUUCUCUAUUCGUUUCCUUGAGGCUCCUCCCUCGCUCCGUAUAAAUAGAGAACAGGACAAAUAACCACUACUUACUCGUUCCCUAUUCACUUCGAUCAUCGGGAAACCAAAAAGUCAUCGACUAAUGGGCAAACUCCUUAUUUUAGCCGCUUUACUUGUAAUAUUCAUUCCAUUCGGAAGAGCUGAACUGACGAACGACAGUUAUUAUGACUAUUUGGAUGUUCUCGGAAGUACAAAUGUAUCUUUGUACGAGGGAAUGCCUUUUGACGAAGAAUUAUGUGGUGCCGAGGAGUGUUUGAUCAAUAAAACAUGGACUUCUGAUGGUACCGUGUAUCACAUAGCCUUCCAAUCCAAUAUUAUCCACUUCCAGAAAAGUGUGCGUACAUCAAGUGUAACCCAGAUUCUUGCGAAGGAGGCGGAUAUCUGCAGUGGUCCCAGUACGUCAAGUGUCAGUACAACAUCGGAGUCAGGGUUGUGCUCAUCAUUCUUGGCAUAAUCUACCUGAUCAUCCUCUUCAUUAUCAUGUCCUCAAUUGCCGACGACUUUUUCUGUCCGGCAAUCUCUGGAAUAGUUAAGCAUCUGCGAAUGAGCGAAUCCAUUGCUGUUAGUCUGAAACUUCUCCAUCUUUAUCACUUUUUUGUCUUCAGGGAGUAACAUUCCUCGCGUUCGGAAACGGCGCCCCGGACGUUUUCAGUUCCAUCUCGUCCGUUUUGACCAGUCCCACCCCGAAAGCAGAUCUAGCUCUUGGCGAUCUCUUCGGUACCAGCAUCUUUGUGACUACCGUAGUCCUGGCUAUCAUAAUUCUCACAAAAUCUUUCCGAGUUGCGGUUAGUUCACCUAUAGCGGCAAACUAAAAAGUUGAAAAGUUCAGAUAAUACCAACACUUCGCGACUUGAUUUUCUAUAUGAUAACUCUGGCGUUUAUCGUUUUCUGUUUCAUCAAGUUCGAUAAAAUCGAGGUUUGGAUGCCUGCAAGUGAGCGAAUUGAAAUUUUUCCAGCCAUAAGACCAAGGUUUCAGCGUUUCUGGGGAUCUACGGUGUCUACGUAGGCACAGUUAUUCUGCUCAGUAUUCUGCGAACCAGACGGAAGAAGAAAAGGAAUCCGAAGAAGCAGAGGAAAGAAGAAGAAGAAGAAGAAGAAGGAGAGAACAGCUCCCGUCCUUCGAGUUCUGCUUCCACUUCUUCGAUCUAUGGAGCCAUGCGGCUCAAGGAAGAACGAAUAUCGCUUUCGGCUCUUUUCCACUUCAUGAUCGGAUAUUCACAAUUCAUCAGAAACUUGAACACGGCCAACCGGAGAAAACAGAAAAUAGAAGAGAACAACGAGAACGGAGGGUACGUGAACAGAGGAUUCACUGCCGAACUGGAAGCACCUGAUAGCGUUGAAAUGAGCGACGAAGAGAGUGGAGACGAAGGAAGAGAAGAGGAAUUCGUUUACGCGCACGGAACAGUCUACACUUCUCACGAUCAAGCGAGCAUUGCAGCCACCGAACUCGAGACGGUCGAGGUGAAGACGUGGAAGUCGUGGGAUUGGGUGUGGGAUCUUCUGAAGCAUCUCAAGUCUUGGCCGAGUUGCGAGGAGUUUCGCGAAAUGAACGUUUUGGUGAAAAUUGUGGCGAUUGUGAAGGUGAGGUAUUCUUCCAACAGUUCCAAAUAUUAUCUGUUUUUAGAUAGUUCCAAUGUUUUUCAUGAAGAUGACGAUUCCUUCGAAUGAAAUGAGCUGGUGCAAGCCACUCUUCAUCCUCCAAUCGUUCACUUCCAUUCAAUUCGCUCUUUUCUCAAUUCAAAGUAACGAUAAUCCGCCGCCGAUCUUCUGCUAUUAUCCUUUUUGCAGUCAUCAGCAAUGUUCCGUUCAAGGGAAGUCCCGGUCUCUGGCUUUACGGUCUCGCCUUUUCGGUCAUCCUGGCGCUCAUCGGAAUGUAUUUUCUUCCGCUGCACAAAGAUCAAAAGUACUACAAGGAAGCGUACUCCUACCUCGGCUUCCUCAUGUCAAUAGCAUGGAUUUACGCGACGUCGAACGAAAUUGUGGGAGUGGUGACCAUGAUCGGAGUGGUGACGGGGCUCUCGAUGGAACUGCUCGGACUCACGAUCAUGGCGUGGAGCAAUUGCAUCGGAGACAUUGUCGCCGACAUCGCCGUCGUUAAACAAGGCUUCCCGAAGAUGGCCAUGGCUGCAGCGAUCGGAGGACCUCUUUUCAGUUGGCCCAUCGUCCUCGCCUUACAAACUUGAUCCGUUUCAGAUCUUCUCAUAGGGUUCGGCCUUCCCUUCACCAUCGCAGCUGCUCAGGGCAAGGAAAUAGAGCUGCAGAUCAACCCGGUCUACCGUCUUCUGAUGCUCUUUUUGGCCAUCUCACUCGUCACCACCUUCGUCGCCCUUUUCAUCGAACGGUUCACGGUCCGAUGGCCGCACGCAGUCGCUCUCAUCUUCAUUUUUGCCACUUUCCUGAUCUUCAUCUGUCUCGCCGAGUUCCAUGUUCUUGAGUGGAAGUAG